This is a messenger RNA of Solanum dulcamara, 1364 nucleotides long. RefSeq lists its product as uncharacterized. The coding region runs from base 123 to 1127 and encodes 334 amino acids. Gene Ontology annotation, cellular component: membrane. The transcript is spliced from 11 exons. Gene Ontology annotation, biological process: transmembrane transport. Gene Ontology annotation, molecular function: transmembrane transporter activity. Lineage: Eukaryota; Viridiplantae; Streptophyta; Magnoliopsida; Solanales; Solanaceae. The record is from RefSeq and is a predicted model, not a curated record.
AUCUGUUUUCUGUAUUAUAGAAGCUCUUUUUAGUUGAAGUUUCUAUUAAUUGCUAUUUUCUGUUAAUUUUCCUCAUAAAGUUUUGAUUUUUUUUGCUUUGGGGUGAAGGGGGUAUUUUAGCCAUGGGUAGCAGCAGCUGGUGGGGGAAUCAUGAAGGCAUAUUGACAACUUUUUACCCUUUGUUUUUGGGUCAAGUUGUGUCUUUUGUUAGGGCCCUCAUGAGCUUUUCUUCUUCUCUAGUGGCAAAUCUUGGUGCAAAUACUCCACUUUCCCUGUCAUUCUUCUCUUACACAGCUUUAGCUUUGGUGUAUGGAGGAAUCAUGAUUUACAGGAGGCAGAAAUUGCAGAUUCCUUGGUAUUGGUAUGCCCUUUUAGGCUUAGCUGAUGUCCAGGGAAGUUUUCUUGUAAAUAAUGCAUUUCAGUACUCAUCAAUCACCAGUGUGACCAUACUGGAUUGCUGGACUAUAGCUUGGGUAAUGAUUUUGACGUGGCUAUUUUUGGGCACACGAUAUUCUCCAUGGCAAUUCUUUGGUGCAGCAGUCUGUUUAGGUGGUCUUGGAUUUGUGCUUCUAUCAGAUGCUAAGACGAGUGAUGGAAGUGGCGGUUCCAAACCUAUUCUUGGUGAUAUAUUUGUCAUCAUAGGGACAUUUUUCUUCUCAAUAAGUAAUGUUGGUGAGGAGUUCUGUGUCAAAAAGAAAGAUCAUAUUGAAGUGGUUUCCAUGAUUGGUCUUUUCGGCUUGCUUGUUACUAUAAUUGAGAUACCAAUCUUGGAAAGGAAGAGUCUGGAAUCAGUCAAGUGGUCUGCAGAACUUAUAUUAGCCUUCUGUGUCUAUGCAGUGGCAAGCUUUAUGUUCUACACCUUUGUUCCGUUUCUUCUCAAGAUGAGUGGCUCAACCUUGUUCAAUCUAUCUCUUCUCACAUCCGAUGUGUGGGCAGUUGUCAUUAGGACCUUUUUCUACAAGCAAAAGGUUGAAUGGCUGUACUUUGUAGCUUUUGCACUUGUGGUUACUGGACUGAUCAUAUACUCGAAAACUGAGAAGGAUCCUGUAAAUGCACCAGCUACUAUUGAAGAAGCAAAUGCUGCUGAUCAAAGAUACCAACUUCUUAACGAGAGUCAAUUUGACUAAAUACUUAAAGUUGCAAUUUGGCUCUUGAGAAGCGAAACGUGACAAGUAAAAGUGAACCGGGAGUAUAUUAUUAAAUCUAAGGUUAUCACUCGUCCUUUCAUUUUCAUUUUUGGAUAGUUAUGAUUUACGACUGAUGAUUAUGUUAUGGACUAAUUGUAAUCAAAUUGCAAUUACUUCAAGUUUUAUUGUAUAAAAUAACUUCUAAUUCUAAUAAUAAUUCUGGUUUUCUGUGUGCAA